Messenger RNA from Camelina sativa (false flax), 3445 nucleotides. Lineage: Eukaryota; Viridiplantae; Streptophyta; Magnoliopsida; Brassicales; Brassicaceae. The record is from RefSeq and is a predicted model, not a curated record.
GACUAGAAAGAAAGAAAUAAAUUCAACUAAGACGGCCAUUUCUCUCAUCGUACGGAUUCAUUCCUAUCGUCUCUCCUCUCACUACUCAGAUGCUUCCUUCUUCACUUUUUACCCUUUUUGAUUUCUUGAUUUUUGGUCUUUGAUUCGUACCUCUGCUUCUGUUUCCACCAACAAGAAGAAGAAGAAGAAGUAGAAGAAGAAGAAGAAAGCUUUAACCUUUACUCUAAAAGUUUCACCUUUUAUAUAUAUAUAUAUUUAUUUCCAUGUCUGCUUUGAGGCUCUGAGAUCGAAGAAACGAAUCAAUCUAUGGCGGAAGCAAGACGAUUUAGCCCUGUUAGUGAAUUAGAUGUUGGCCAAAUACUCUCUGAAGCACGUCACCGAUGGCUUCGUCCACCUGAAAUAUGUGAAAUUUUACAGAAUUACCAAAGGUUUCAGAUUUCUACCGAGCCACCUACUACACCAUCAAGUGGGUCUGUUUUUAUGUUUGAUCGAAAGGUGCUCAGAUACUUCAGGAAAGAUGGGCAUAAUUGGAGGAAGAAGAAAGAUGGAAAGACAGUGAAAGAAGCUCACGAGAGGUUGAAGGCGGGAAGCGUUGAUGUUCUACAUUGUUACUAUGCCCAUGGACAAGACAAUGAAAACUUUCAAAGACGCAGUUAUUGGUUGCUUCAAGAAAGAAACUGGGGAAGCCUUAACCAGUGAACACGAUGGUUAUGCUUCUUGCAGCUUCAAUCAAAAUGAUCAUAGCAAUCAUUCACAAACCACUGACUCAGCAAGUGUCAAUGGUUUUCACACUCCAGAACUUGAAGAUGCUGAAUCAGCAUACAAUCAGCAUGGAAGCUCCAUAGUUUACUCUCAUCAAGAACUUCAGCAGCCUGCAACUAGAGGGAACCUUACUGAUUUUGAUCCUUACUAUCAAGUAUCUUUGACGCCCAGGGAUAGUUAUCAGAAAGAGUUUCGCACAGUCCCCAUAACACAUUCUUCAGUUAUGGUAGACAAAAGCAAAACUAUAAACAGUCCUGGAGUGACAAAUGGGUUAAGGAACAAAAAAUCCAUUGAUUCCCAAACCUGGGAAGAGAUUUUGGGAAAUUGUGGUUCUGGAGCUGAAGGCUUACCUUUGCAGCCUAACAGUGAGCAUGAAGUGCUGGACCAAAUACUCCAAAGCUCUUCUUUUACUAUGCGAGAUUUUGCCAGUCUACAAGAGUCCAUGAUCAAAAGCGGGAAUCAGGAGUUAAAUUUAGGAGUUACAUCUGAUCAUACUGUGUGGUUCCAGGGACAAGAUAUAGAGCCUAAUGCUAUAAUCAAUCUAGCUUCAAAUGAAAAAGCUCCAUAUCUAUCCACGAUGAAACAGCAUCUGUUAGACGGUGCAUUGGGCGAAGAAGGUUUGAAAAAGAUGGACAGUUUCAAUCGCUGGAUGAGCAAAGAACUAGGAGAUGUUGGUGUUCUAGCUGAUGCAAACGAGUCCUUUACUCAAUCAAGUUCGAGAACCUACUGGGAAGAAGUUGAGAGUGAGGAUGGUUCCAAUGGUCACAACUCUAGGAGGGACUUGGAUGGAUAUGUUAUGAGUCCUUCCCUCUCUAAGGAACAGCUCUUUAGUAUCAGUGACUUCUCUCCAAGCUGGGCGUAUGUGGGUUGUGAAGUGGUGGUUUUUGUCACUGGAAAAUUCUUAAAGACUCGGGAGGAGGCUGAAAUUGGUGAGUGGUCUUGCAUGUUUGGGCAAACAGAAGUUCCAGCAGAUGUUAUAGCUAAUGGUGUUCUCCAAUGUGUUGCUCCUAUGCAUGAGGCUGGAAGAGUUCCGUUUUAUGUAACAUGUUCCAACAGAUUGGCAUGCAGUGAAGUGCGUGAAUUCGAGUAUAAGGUUGCGGAGACUCAAAUAUUUGACAGAGAAACAGAUGAUGAGUCCACUAUUGACAUUCUUGAAGCAAGAUUUGUUAAACUGUUGUGCUCGAAAUCUGAAAGCUCAAGCGCUGUUUCUGGGAAUGACAGUGAUUUGUCUCAAGUGAGCGAGAAGAUUAGUUUACUGCUUUUCGAGAACGAUGACCAGUUGGAUCAGAUGCUUAUGAAUGAAAUCUCCCAAGAAAAUAUGAAAAAGAAUCUUUUGCAGGAAUUUCUGAAAGAAAGCUUACACUCAUGGCUUUUACAAAAGAUAGCAGAAGGUGGAAAAGGUCCAAGUGUUUUGGAUGAAGGUGGCCAAGGUGUAUUACACUUUGCAGCUUCUCUUGGUUACAACUGGGCCUUAGAACCAACAAUACUUGCUGGUGUAAGCGUUGAUUUUCGCGAUGUAAAUGGUUGGACCGCACUUCAUUGGGCAGCUUUCUUUGGCAGGGAGCGGAUAAUUGGUUCACUCAUAGCUCUUGGUGCUGCUCCUGGAACUUUAACCGACCCAAAUCCAGAUUUCCCAUCAGGAAGCACACCUUCUGAUCUAGCCUAUGCUAAUGGUCACAAAGGAAUUGCUGGUUAUCUCUCGGAAUAUGCCUUAAGGGCCCAUGUUUCUUUGCUCAGUCUAAAUGAUAACAAUGCAGAAACUGUUGAGACUGCUCCAAGCCCAUCCAGCUCAUCUUUAACAGACUCGUUGACAGCUGUACGUAACGCUACUCAGGCAGCAGCACGGAUUCAUCAGGUUUUCAGGGCUCAGUCUUUCCAGAAGAAGCAAUUAAAGGAAUUUGGAGAUAGAAAGCUUAGAAUGUCGGAGGAGCGUGCUCUUUCAAUGCUUGCUCCUAAAACACACAAAUCAGGACGGGCGCAUAGUGAUGAUUCCGUGCAAGCCGCUGCUAUCCGGAUUCAGAACAAGUUCCGCGGUUACAAGGGAAGAAAAGACUAUUUGAUUACUAGACAAAGAAUCAUCAGAAUACAGGCUCAUGUGAGAGGUUAUCAGGUUAGGAAAAACUACAGGAAGAUAAUUUGGUCAGUGGGGAUAUUGGAGAAGGUGAUAUUGCGUUGGAGACGGAAAGGAGCUGGUUUGCGCGGGUUUAAGUCAGACGCACUUGUUGAUAAUAGGAUGCAAGAUGAAACAGAGAAAGAAGAAGAUGAUGAUUUUUUCAAACAAGGAAGAAAACAAACAGAGGAAAGGCUACAAAAAGCUCUUGCAAGAGUGAAAUCAAUGGUUCAAUAUCCUGAAGCUAGAGAUCAAUACCGUAGAUUGCUAAAUGUGGUCAACGAUAUCCAAGAAAGCAAGGUGGAAAAGGCUCUUGAAAAUUCAGAAGGAGCAACAUGUUUUGAUGAUGAUCUGAUAGAUAUCGAAGCAUUGUUGGGAGACGAUGACACAUUGAUGUUGCCUAUGUCCUCAUCUUUAUGGACCAAUUAGAAACCACUCUCAAGCUUUAUGUGAUGAUACUUGUCACAGUAUUAUUGACUCAGUAAACUUGUAAAUUCUUAUGUAAUCACUCUUCUCAUAUUCUGUAACUGCAUUCAUUACUCUCUAAUUUAAAUGAUAAUAUUUGAACAUUAA